Messenger RNA from Cynoglossus semilaevis (tongue sole), 2335 nucleotides. It is a transcript of the gene gda, whose product is annotated as guanine deaminase. Lineage: Eukaryota; Metazoa; Chordata; Actinopteri; Pleuronectiformes; Cynoglossidae. Gene Ontology annotation, molecular function: guanine deaminase activity; zinc ion binding. Bases 120 to 1481 code for a protein of 453 amino acids. Gene Ontology annotation, biological process: guanine catabolic process. The record is from RefSeq and is a predicted model, not a curated record. The transcript is spliced from 14 exons. Gene Ontology annotation, cellular component: cytosol.
AAGUCGUGACUCCUGCUGCGUACCAGUGACAGUGUGCUGUGGCUGCUGUGUGAGCAGGUGACUCUGUUUUUCUGUCUCGCUCUUAUUCGGCUCCAUUCUGCUGCUAGUCUACAGACGACAUGGAAAGGACCCACACAACCACCGCCGCGAUGAAGCACGUCUUCAGGGGGACGUUUAUCCACUCCACCCAGCAGACACCGGUGGAGAUCCUGGAGGACGCGCUCCUGGGAGUUAACGCAGAUGGAAAGGUCGCUUUUAUUGCCAAACCAGAAGAGCUAAAUAAAUUGUCAGAGACAUUUGGAUUUACGCCGGCUGAAGUCACUCACCUAGCACAACAUGAGUUCUUUAUGCCAGGAAUGGUCGACACCCACAUCCAUGCACCCCAGUACAGCUACGCUGGUACAGCCCUGGACAUGCCUUUACUGCAGUGGCUCAAUACCUACACCUUUCCUGCGGAGUCUCGCUUUAAGAGUUUGGAUAUUGCCAACGAGGUCUACACUCAAGUAGUAAAAAGGACCCUGAGAAAUGGAACCACCACCGCUUGUUACUUUGCCACCAUACACACCGAUGCUUCUCUUCUGCUGGCACAAAUUACAAAUGACUUUGGACAGCGUGCCCUGGUGGGUAAAGUGUGUAUGGACAAAAACAGUUCAUUGAAACAUUACAAAGAGACCAUGCAGGAGUCACAGGAGGAAACCUGUCGGUUUAUUUCAGAGCUCCUAAACAAAAAGUAUCCCCUAGUGAAGCCAGUAGUGACUCCACGCUAUGCUCUGUCAUGUACAGGAGCCCUGCUGGGACAACUGGGAGCAAUUGCUAAGAAUAACCACCUGCAUAUUCAGAGUCAUAUCAGUGAAAACUUAGAUGAAGUGAAACUGGUGAAGGAGCUGUUUCCAGAGUGCACAUCUUACACUGAUGUCUAUCACAAACAUAAUCUGCUGACGGACAAAACAGUGAUGGCCCACGGCUGCCACCUGACUGAUGAAGAGUUGGAUCUGUUCAGAGAGACAGGAGCCUCUUUGUCUCACUGCCCCAAUUCUAACAUUUCAUUGUGCAGUGGUCUGUUGAAUGUUCGUAACGUCCUCAACCACAAAGUGAAGUUGGGGCUGGGAACAGACAUUGCUGGAGGCUACUCAGCGUCUAUCCUUGAUGCUGUGAGGAAAACAUUGGAUGUAUCCAAGGUCUUGACCAUUCUGGAGCCAGAAAAUGACGUGCUAACAUUUGAGGAAGUCUUCAGACUGGCUACACUGGGAGGAAGUCAAGCCUUGUCCAUAGAUGACCACACAGGGAACUUUGUUGUGGGAAAAGACUUUGAUGCUCUUCGGGUAAAUGCAGCUGCUCCUGGUGGGCCCAUCGACAUCAUAGACUGUGAAGGACCAAAGGUUUUGUUGGAGAAAUUCCUCAAUUUGGGUGAUGACCGUAACAUUCUGGAGGUGUUUGUUGCUGGGAGGCGGGUCGUACCAUUUACGUACCAGGUCGUGUAAACCUGUGUAAAGCCAUUUGUCCAUCUCACAGCAUAAUGUUUUAGAUAUGGAAGACAUGAUUAGUAAAUUAAGGAUUUUAGGUUAAGAUGUUUUACCUCAUGAUAAGAAGGGACAAUGAAAGACUGAAUUUACUUUUGAAAAACAAAAAUUUAGUUCUUUAAAAACUUGUUUAGUAGCUGUCAACAGCAAAACAAAUGUCCAUAAUGCUGACAAGAUGAAUGAGCAUGCCACAAUGACUGCAAAAUACUAAAUAUCUUUCAGCUAAGUACUUAGCUGAAAGAUAUUAGUUUUUCUUACCUGCAGUUGACAAUGGUAAAAAAAGAACCUGUGUGUCUCCAGUGGUGGUGCAAAGAAAUCUUAAUUAUCAUUUAGCCUAUAACUGUUUUCACUUAGAGAUGCACUUAUGAAAUAUAGUUGUUGUUGUUGUGUUUUUAUUUUGUCUGUCUUUUUAUUUUCUGACACAAGCCAUGUCCAAAUUCAGGGUCUGCAAUUGCAUUGCAAUUAGCAUCUUUAAAUUAAGGAAAUGUAAAAAAUUAAGACGGAAGAAAUUAAGAAAGUGUCUCUCAGCGCACCCUCUAGGGGUGAUCUAAUCCUACGUGGAAGGUUGCGGCUAACUUUUAAUGCUGUUGUGUCUUCUGCCUAUUCAUUUUUUCUUACCACCGUUGCCAAAAUGUUUGUGACUUAUCCUGCUUUGCUAUGAGUAGUUAAACCUGGUAUAAAACAUUGACUGUAUACACAUUCCCCCAUUUUCCCCUGUAAUGUUUUUAGAAGGAUAAGUACUCAAGUACUUAAGUAUCGAGACAAAUGUGUUUUGUGAAUUUGGACUAUACAAAUAAAAUUGACUUGUCAGACUA